Messenger RNA from Ostrinia furnacalis (Asian corn borer), 988 nucleotides. Its product is annotated as putative nuclease HARBI1. The coding region runs from base 222 to 491 and encodes 89 amino acids. The transcript has 3 exons. The record is from RefSeq and is a predicted model, not a curated record. Lineage: Eukaryota; Metazoa; Arthropoda; Insecta; Lepidoptera; Crambidae.
UGUCAUUCUUUGUUAUAUUAUUAAGUUGAGGUUAUGGUCUACAAGUACAUUGAAUAUUCAAAUACAAAAUUAAAUCGUUCUUGCAGGUGUUAAUUGCAUUAUCAUUCUAUGCAACGGGUUCAUACCAACGCCCCGUUGGUGAUAUAUCUGCACACUCAGUCGCACAACCAACUGUAUCAGUGGUGUUGAAGCAGAUCACCAAUUUACUAAACUUGCCCCACAUGCAAGCGAAAUAUAUUAAGUUUCCUCAAACUUCUGAGGAAAGGCGUGAAAUCAUGAUACGAUUCUCCAAUCAAUUUCAAAUGCCAGGAGUUUUGGGAUGCAUUGAUUGCACUCAUGUGGCAAUUGUUUCCCCCGAGGAAAAUGAGGAGAGAUAUUACUGCAGGAAACAGUAUCACUCACUAAAUGUCCAGUUGAUUAGUAAUGCAGAUAUGCAAAUCGUGAGUGUGGAUGCUAGUUUUGGUGGAGCUACUCAUGAUUCUUUUAUAUGAGCAAACCAUCCCAUAAAGGAUCACAUGGCGGUUAUUAGCAGAAAUGAAGCUAUAAUGGUUACUUGGUAUGUUGUAUUCAUUGUUAAAUAAUUUUAUAUACACAACAAAAUAUAAUAUGAUGGUUAAUGUAAUAUUUUUAUUAUUUCUAGGUGAUUCCGGGUACCCACUGAGAAGGUACUUGAUCACACCAAUUACUGAUACUAGUCCGGACACUCCAGAAGCUCAUUACACCUAUCUGCAUGUCCGGAUAAGAAAUGUGGUUGAGAGGACCAUUGGUCUCCUAAAGGCUAGAUUCAGGUGUUUACUUGUACACAGAGUAUUACAUUAUUCUCCCCCUGUGGCAGCGUUUAUUGUAAAUGCUUGUGUAAUAUUACACAAUAUUUGCAAUAGUAGGAAUAUCCCUGUACAAGUACUAACCAAUGAAGAGGCUUUAUUAGAGAUAUCUCGGCAAGCUGACAAUGACACUCACCAACAACCACCACGUUCUGCCACCUCCA